CCAGGUCCUCGGCAGGAGCGUGCAUCCCGGCUUGGGCACGCUGAGCUAUGGCGGCCCUCCUGAGACCCGCUCGUUGGCUGCUCGGGGCCACGGCGGCACCGCGCCUCCCGCUGUCCCUGCGCCUCUUUGCGGGCUGCCCGGUCCGGCUGUUCUCUGUCGCCCGGGUGGCGGCGGCUGGGAGCAGGCCGCCUGCGGGAGAGCUACCAAGUCAAGCCAGAUUAUAUGCAAUUGUUGCUGAAAAGAGGGAUCUUCAAGAGGAGCCUGCUCCUGUGAGAAAAAAUAACAGUCAGUUUGAUUGGGCUCUAAUGAGACUGGACAAUUCUGUCAGAAGAACGGGCCGCAUUACAAAGGGACUUCUGCAGAAAGUCUUUGAGAGCACGUGUCGCUCAGGUAGCCCAGGUGGGAAUCAAGCUUUGCUUCUGCUGCGCAGCUGUGGUUCACUCUUGCCUGAACUGACUCUUGCAGAAAGGACAGAAUUUGCUCAUAAGAUAUGGGACAAACUUCAGACAUUAGGUACUGUGUAUGAUGUCAGUCAUUACAAUGCUUUACUUAAAGUGUAUCUUCAAAAUGAACAUAAAUUCUCACCUACUGAUUUCCUGGCCAAGAUGGAGAGAGCAAACAUUCAACCUAAUCGAGUAACAUACCAGAGGCUGAUUGCUGCCUAUUGUGAUGUUGGAGAUAUUGAAGGUGCCAGCAAGAUUCUUGGAUUUAUGAAAACGAAGGACCUACCAAUCACAGAGGCGGUGUUCAGUGCUCUGGUUACAGGCCAUGCGAGAGCUGGAGAUAUGGAGAAUGCAGAAAAUAUUCUCACAGUGAUGAAAGAAGCUGGCAUUGAACCAGGACCAGACACAUAUCUGGCUCUGUUGAACGCAUAUGCUGAGAAGGGUGACAUUGACCAUGUUAAGCAGAUUCUGGAGAAAGUGGAGAAGUCGGAUCAUUACCUUAUGGAUCGUGAUUUAUUCCAGAUUAUCGUUACCUUUACUAAAGCUGGAUAUCCUCAGUAUGUCUCAGAAAUUCUGGAAAAGAUUACCUAUGAAAGAAGAUAUCUUCCAGAUGCGAUGAACCUCAUUUUGCUUUUAGUCACUGAAAAGUUGGAAGAUACGGCAUUCCAGAUUUUAUUAGCAUUACCCGUGUCGAAGGAAGAGAACAUAAAUGUAUUUGGCAGUUUCUUCUUGCGGCACUGCGUGACUGUGAAUACGCCUGCGGAGAAGCUCGUAGACUACUGUAAGAAGCUGAAGGAGGCCAAGCUGCACAGCUCCUCACUACAGUUCACUCUCCACUGUGCUCUACUGGCCAACAAAACUGCUUUGGCAAAAGCAGUGAUGCAGGCCUUGAAGGAAGAAGGAUUUCCUAUUCGAACUCACUAUUUCUGGCCAUUGCUAGCCGGACAUCAGAAAACAAAAAACGUUCAAGGAAUAAUGGAUAUACUCAAAAUAAUGAAGGAGUUGGGAGUAGAUCCUGAUCAAGACACAUAUGUAAAUUAUGUGUUUCCUUGCUUUGAUGAUGUAAAGUCAGUUCGAGCUGCUUUGCAGGAAAAUGAAUGUCUACCUCAAAGUAAUACAUUUGCUCAAGCUGAAGUGAGAAGUGAAGCAAAAAAUGGGAACUUAGAAAACGUUUUGUCACUUUUGGAAUCGAAUGCAUUGCCUAUAUCGCUUAAUUCUUUGAAAGGCAGCCUAAUUCUAGGCUUUAGGAGGUCUAAGAAUAUAGAUCUUUGGAGCAAGAUAACAGAAUUGUUGUACAAGAAUGGACGUUACUGCCAAGACCCUCCAGGACCAACAGAAGCUGUUGGCUAUUUUCUUUAUAACUUGAUUGACAGCAUGAGUGACUCAGAGGUACAGGCCAAGGAGGAGCAUUUGAGACAAUACUUCCAUCAGCUGAAGGAGAUGGGUGUUAAAGUUCCUGAAAACAUCUACAAAGGCAUUCGCAAUUUGCUGGAUAACUACCAUGUCCCUGAAUUGAUCAAGGAUGUUAAGGUGCUGAUUGACAACGAGAAGGUAGAUUCUCGAAAAUCUCAUCAACUGACCUCAUCUGAUUUGGAAUCAACACUUGAAAAACUGAAAGCUGAAAAUCAGCCUGUAGGAGAUGUCCUCAAGCAGCUCAUCCUGGUGCUCUGCGCAGAGGAGAAUAUGCAAAAAGCCCUUGAAGUGAAAGCAAAAUACGAAUCAGAUAUGGUUAUUGGUGGCUAUGCAGCUUUAAUAAAUUUGUGCUGUCGACAUGACAAUGCAGAAGAUGCAUUGAACUUGAAACAAGAAUUUGACCGCUUAGAUCCUUCUGCUGUUCUUGACACUGCCAAGUAUAUAGGCCUUGUGAAAGUAUUGGGAAAGCACGGCAAGCUCCAAGAUGCUAUUAACAUUCUAAAGGAGAUGAAAGAGAAGGAUGUAGUUAUCAAAGAUGCAACAGUUACGUCCUUUUUCCACAUCCUAAAUGGCGCGGCUUUAAGAGGUGAAAUUGAAACAGUAAAACAGUUGCAUGAAGCCAUCGUGACUCUUGGGUUAGCAAAGCCAUCCACCAACAUAAGCGUUCCAUUGGUCACUGUGCACCUGGAAAAGGAUGAUUUACCUGCUGCCCUUGAAGCCAGCAUUGACUGCCAUGAAAAAUAUAAAAUAUUACCCAGGAUUCAUGAUGUCUUGUGUAAGCUAAUAGAGAAAGGAGAGACCGAUUUGAUCCAGAAAGCGAUGGACUUUGUCAGCCAAGAGCAAGGUGAAAUGACAAUGCUGUACGACCUCUUCUUCGCCUUCCUGCAGACAGGAAAUCACAAAGAGGCCAAGAAGAUCAUUGAGACUCCAGGCAUGAGAGCUCGGCCUGCAAGACUUCAGUGGUUUUGUGAUAGAUGUAUUUCCGGUAAUCAGGUGGAAACUCUUGAAAAAUUAGUGGAGCUGACCCAGAAGCUGUUUGAAUGUGAUAGAGACCAGAUGUACUACAGCUUACUAAAACUACACAAAAUAAAUGGUGACUGGCAACGAGCUGAUGGUGUCUGGAAUAAAAUGCAAGAAGAAAAUAUUAUCCCUCGUGAGAGGACAUUGCAGCUGUUGGCAGAGAUCCUGAAAACCAACAACCAGGAGGUGCCCUUCGAUGUUCCUGAGUUGUGGUUUGGAGAUGACAGACCUUCCCUGAACUCUUCAUCACCCCCAGCGGUAGAAACUGAUACUGAGAAGAUGUUGUUGAAUGCCUGCAGAUUGAGAAAGAACAAAGAUGCAUAUAGUAUCUUCCUCAAAGCCCAAAAGCAAAACAUUGUAUUCAGCAGUGAAACUUACAGCACUCUGAUAGGCUUGCUGCUGAAAAGGGAUGACUUUACACAAGCCAUGCAAGUGAGAGACUUCGCUGAGACCCACAUCAAGGGCUUCACACUGAACGAUGCUGCCAACAGCCUCCUCAUCAUAACGCAAGUUAGGCGGGAUUAUUUGAAAGUGGCUCUCGCGACUCUAAAAGCAGCCUUGGAUCUGGAGCAGAUCCCUUCUAAACUCGCCGUCACCCGCCUCAUCCAGGCCUUCGCCGUGAAGGGUGACCUGGAGAGCAUAGAGGCCAUUCAGAGUAUGGUAAAUGGACUGGAUGCAAUCGGCCUCUCAAGUAUGGUUUUCAUCAAUAACAUUGCUUUGGCUCAGAUGAAGAAUAAUAACAUAGAUGUCGCCAUAGAGAAUAUUGAACACAUGCUUACUUCAGAGAAACCAACCAUAGAGCCCCAGUACUUUGGCUUGUCGUAUUUAUUCAGAAAAGUACUAGAAGAGCAGAUGGAGCCAGCGCUGGAGAAGUUAAGCAUUAUGUCUGAGAGGUUGGCCAAUCAGUUUGCACUUUACAAGCCCGUCACAGAUCUCUUCCUGCAGCUUGUGGAUUCCGGCAAGGUGGAUGAGGCCAGAGCUCUCCUAGAGAGAUGUGGCGCCAUUGCCGAGCAAAGCUCAAUUUUGUUGGUGUUCUGUCUCAGGAGUGCUCAGAAACCAAAAAAGGCACCGGUUCUGAAGACUUUGUUAGAGUUGAUUCCUGAAUUACGUGAAAAGAAAGAAGCAUAUUCUUCCAGCAUGAAAAGCUAUGCCUUAGACAAAGAUGUGACCUCCGCCAAAGCCUUGUAUGAGCACUUGACAGCAAAGAACGUGGAGCUGGAUGACUUGUUUCUGAAGCGCUAUGCUACUUUGCUCAAAGAUGUUGGCGAGCCAGUCCCCUUCACAGAGCCCCCUGAAAGCUUUGAAUUCUAUGUGAAGCAGUUAAAGGAAGCAAGGGAAAACCCUUCAUGAAAGAAGCAAUAUGUGUGUGCGCGCGCGCGUGUGUGUGUGUGUGUGUGUGUGUGUGUGUGAGAGAGAGAGAGAGGGAGAGAGAGAGAGAGAGAGAGAGAGAGAGAGAGAGAGAGAGAGAGGGGAUGCCUAUGUCUAAAUGUUAUUUCUAAAAUGUACUUGAGGAAAAAUAAACAAGUGAAACUGAAUUUGUGUUUCUGUGUGUAAAUACUCUGUCGACUAUGUCACCAAUGAGCGCAUAUACUUGGUCCCUGCCCUCUUGCUCCUUUCUCUAAGAUGGCUCUUCAUAUCCAGCAGUGCUUUUCCAGGGAGAAACUGAGAGCAGAGGGGCCAUGCUGUGGCCAUGCCUGCAGCUCACAGCCUCUCCCUCUUCCUUCUGCCACGGGGCUUUCUCGAAGCGCCUAACAUGGAAUCUUGGUUUUCACUUCCUUUGGUUUCGGGAAUUUGUUAGUCCAAGCUGCACCUUACACCAGACUCAUAACUGUAAACUUACAAACUGGACGUGUGAUUUAUAGGAAUAAGUAAAAAUACUGGUUUGUAAUCAAAUUUACAAGCAGUCAGUAUUCCCUGUGUUGUUCGUACACUUGCUAGAAUCUACGUGUGCAUUGUAGCUUUAAAGCAGACUUCAGAUAGGUGCGACAGUUCCCCUCUCGGGUAAUAAGACACCCCAGUACAGGGGGGGAGGUGAUGCUGGAAAUGUUUCUUUGAAAGUCACCCUCAGUUUGUAUUCCUCGUUGAUUUGAACUGGGUGUCUACAGCUCCCACUGGGCCACAGGACAGGACUUGGGUGCUGUUUGCUGUUC
Messenger RNA from Chionomys nivalis (European snow vole), 5026 nucleotides. It is a transcript of the gene Lrpprc, whose product is annotated as leucine rich pentatricopeptide repeat containing. Bases 48 to 4226 code for a protein of 1392 amino acids. The transcript is spliced from 38 exons. The record is from RefSeq and is a predicted model, not a curated record. NCBI's taxonomy places the organism in Eukaryota, Metazoa, Chordata, Mammalia, Rodentia, Cricetidae. Gene Ontology annotation, molecular function: protein binding.